AUGAGUGCUUUAUUAUCUGAAGCAGAUUUGAAUGAUUUUAUUAGCCCAAGUUUGGCUUGUGUUAAACCUACUGUAAUCAACAAAUCCAAAGUUGAGGAACAAAACAAGGACGGUGAGAUUGAAGUCGGUAAGGAACCUGAGGAAUUAGAGAAAGUCUCAAUUACCUUACAAGAUUGCUUAGCCUGCGUGGGCUGUAUUACUUCAAGUGAAGAAAUUCUUUUAAGUAGACAAAGUCAUUCUGUUUUUUUAAAUGAUUGGUCUAAAUUAGAAGACAAUAAAAGGGAGCUAGUUGUUAGUGCAUCACCACAAACAAGACUUUCUUUGGCUAAUUAUUAUGGUCUAACUUUACAAAAAUUUGAUAUAAUAUUUGUUAAUUUCUUUAAAAGCCAUUUUAAGGCAAAGUUUGUCGUGGGGACACAACUUGGUAGAAAUGUUACAAUACGACAAACAAAUAAUAAAUUAAUGAAGUUAAAAGAAGAAGGAAUUUUGGAUGAAAAACCAAGAUUAUGCUCAGUAUGUCCAGGGUUUGUAUUAUAUUGUGAAAAGACUAAACCUGGUCUAGUACCAUUACUAUUAAAUGUUAAAUCUCCUCAACAAAUCACAGGCUCAUUAUUAAAAGAUUAUAGCAAAAAACAUUUAUCAAAUAGACUUUAUCAUUUGACAAUAAUGCCAUGUUUUGAUAAAAAAUUAGAAGCUUCAAGAUCAGAUGGAGAAGAAGAAGUAGAUUGUGUUAUCACUCCUAAAGAAUUCGUCACUAUGCUUGAUGAAUUGGAUUUAAAUUUCAAAGAUUAUGAUAUAUCUGAUACCUCAUCAACACAGAUAUUAUACGAAAUGUCUCCCAAGAGCUGGGACCCAGAAAUUCACUGGGCAUCAAAUGAAGGUAGUAGCUCAGGUGGUUAUGCAUUUCAAUAUAUUCUUGCUAUGUCUAUGAAAUAUCCCGAAACAGAUCUGGUGAUGUUACAAGGAAAAAACAGUGAUGUUAUGGAAUAUAGAUUAAUAGACAACAUUCAGACACCUCCUAGGGUCAUAGCAUCUUCGAGUGAAAUAUAUGGAUUUAGGAAUAUUCAAAAUCUCGUUCGUAAAUUAAUUGGUGGGGACAUGAAAAGAAGAAAUGUAAAGAUAUUACGAAAGAGAAAUACUACAAAAAAUAAUUCAAAUUCAAAACCAACAGCGAUUGAUCCUCAUAAAACAGAUUUUAUAGAGGUUAUGGCUUGUCCUGGUGGGUGUAUCAACGGCGGAGGGUUAAUUAAUGGCGAGCAAAAUAGUUCCAAGAGACGUGCACUGAUUCAAGAAUUAAAUGAAAAAUAUAAAAGAGAGUUAAAAAUCAUAGAUGUUCUCCAGAUGGGUUACUCUGAUGAUGAACCAGAUUAUGAAUAUGAAUUUAAUGCCGUUUAUAAAGAUCCUUCAGAAACUCAAGAUAUUGUCACUGUAGGCAAUACUUGGUAA
Molecule: messenger RNA, 1446 nt
Organism: Henningerozyma blattae CBS 6284
Lineage: Eukaryota; Fungi; Ascomycota; Saccharomycetes; Saccharomycetales; Saccharomycetaceae
Gene: NAR1
Product: iron-sulfur cluster assembly protein NAR1
Exons: 1
Coding region: 1-1446 (481 amino acids)
Biological process (GO): iron-sulfur cluster assembly
Cellular component (GO): cytosolic [4Fe-4S] assembly targeting complex
Molecular function (GO): 4 iron, 4 sulfur cluster binding
Source: RefSeq, a predicted model, not a curated record